Messenger RNA from Solanum pennellii, 2174 nucleotides. RefSeq lists its product as uncharacterized. Bases 1 to 654 code for a protein of 217 amino acids. Lineage: Eukaryota; Viridiplantae; Streptophyta; Magnoliopsida; Solanales; Solanaceae. The record is from RefSeq and is a predicted model, not a curated record. The transcript has 2 exons.
AUGAACGUGAACCAGCAAAGAGUAAUCAUGAUAUCUAUGAGGUGUGACAAAAGACCAAGGGAUGAACUAGUCAAAAUGGUCAAUGAUCCCCCAAAGUUCAUGAUCACAGAUAAAACCCCACAAUUACUAAUGGAUUGGUGGAACGAUAUGCAUGAAUUUAGGCGGACUAAGAUAUUCAAACAUCUUGGUUUUCUUACAGAUAUCAUGAGAUUUAGUCCUGAUCGAGGUUUGAUCGAGACUUUGAUCCCGUUUUGGGAUUCCACAAACAAUGUGUUUCGAUUUAGUGAUUUUGAGUUGACGCCUACAUUAGAAGAAUUGUGUGGUUUCACAGGUUUAGGCCAGGAUCUUCGAAUUAAAACACUGAUAGCCCCUAGGAGUGUCAGCAGAGGUAAAUUUCUAGAACAAAUGCACAUCAUCCAUCCUCAUGAGGAGUGUUUUGAUAAUUGGUUGGUUUCUUUGGAAUUCUUGUACUCAAGAUAUAAAAGAAGGAAGGAUUUUCAAGCCAUGAGAAACAACUUUAAAGUGGACAACACCUGCCUACUUGGGAAAAACAUAGACAAGAAGCAUUCAUGGUGGCAUUCUUGGGAAAAACAUAGACAAGAAGCAUUCAUGGUGGCAUUCUUGGGAGCUACGAUUUUUUCAAGGAAGGAUUAAAAAAUCGAUAUUCGUCUGUCAGGAAUAGUAACUGUUAUAAUGAAUAAAAGAAAAUCCACUAUAUUGCUGAUGAUGUUGGCUGAUAUUUAUCGUGCCUUGACUAAAUGUAAAGAGGGGAGAAAUUUUUUUGAAGGUUGUAGCAUUUUAUUGCAAAUGUGGUUUUUGGAGCACCUAUAUCGCCACCGUUUUGCGACAGAUUUCAAAUCCGAUUGGACGAAUUAUAUUUUGAGCCACCCAGACAGGAUGAAAGAAUUAGGAGACAAAUUGCCAAAAGGUGUUAAAGCAUUGAGACAUUAUCUUCUUAAAUUGACGGCAUCUAAAAUUACAAGGAACUAUCAUUGGUUCCCUGCUAGUGAGGUAAUUAUUAUGUCUUUCUAUCGUCCAUUCUUCGUUCUGACAGGUCUUUGCGGGUUCCAACCAUACAUACCCCUCUGAGUUCUACGCCAACUAGGACAAAAACAAAUUUUACCUAAAGUCGAGGAUACGCAAAAUUUUGUGUGGGAGGUAGCAUUUGAAGAUUGAGAUUAAGAAUCAGAAGCCCAAAAGAUUUGGGGUGGUAGUCGAACUUUAAGUUCGAAAGCUAUGGUUGAUGAUCGCGUUGAAGGAGAAGUUGACCCCUUAUACCUCCAUUGGUUCUUUGAUCAAGCCCCUCUCAAAGUAAUGCCCGAACGAUCAGCGCGAGAAAUCAUAGAUCAAGAAGAGGAAAUUGAAGUAAGAAUCAAGCAGGCCCGACUCGAGUUGGAAAGAAAUUAUAGGUUUACUUUAGAUAUCCUAAGCAAUGACCUAAAAAUGUUAAAGAAGAGUUGGCUCAACGUGAUUCAAUAUUCGAGGAAAGAGUUACAUUGAUUGAAAAAAGGGUUUAAAAGAAGCAUUUAUCUACUAUUCAAACCCUACAUGAAGAUUUGGGCAUUGUCACAGGUGUUAUGGAGCAACAGGAGGAAGAAUAUAAGAAUGAAAAUAGCCUCUUAAUACAUGCGCAAGCUAGGUUACAAAAUCAAUUAAAAGCCUCUAUGGGACGAGAAAGGGACAUAGCAAACCGUUUCACAUUUUAUCAAGCAGAAGUGGCGACCGAAAGAAAUCAAUGGAUGGACGAGCGUGAAGAAUUUCAUAACAAAAUUGAAGAGCUUCAAGCACAUGAAAAGCAUCUGAGUGAUGCAGUUGUCACUACUGAAGAAUGGUUGCAGAAUUGUCACGAGAAUAUGGAGGAGGCGAAAGGACAAGUGCUCUAGUUGACAGAAAGCUUGAUUAAUGUUUAUGGUGGUCAUUUCCAUUGAAGUGAUGAAAGCCUGGGUCGAUAGACUGGUGCACUAGCCCCACAUCUGCCGAAAGCUUUGUUCAAGGUCUACUCUAGCCUAAGGGGCAAUUGAUGAUCAAGAAAUGUCGGAGAUGGAUUUUUUUUUCUUUUUAGUUCGUCAAAUUUUGUUUUAAUCUUAAGUACUUUGAUGUUUUUAUUUUGGUCAUUUUGAUUUGAAUGGUAUUUUAAUUUUAAAGUUAAACAAAUGUUGUAUUUUUCCUUUCAA